Messenger RNA from Thelazia callipaeda (thelaziosis nematode), 730 nucleotides. The record is from the annotation of a GenBank genome assembly. Lineage: Eukaryota; Metazoa; Nematoda; Chromadorea; Rhabditida; Thelaziidae.
CUGUAAGAUUUUUUGAUACAAGACACAUCAUUCGUAGAUUUCAUGAAAUAUUCGAACAAUUUUUCGAAAAUGUCAAAAAUUUAUCUGUCUUUUCGUUUCGCUGGUUAAUUGCUUUGCUUGUGGUAUAUUUAUUUCUGUAUGUUUUUUGGGCUUAUUACCACAUCUUAAAAAACAUGAAGAAUAUAUUCGAAGAGCAUUUUUAAAUUCGGAAUUCAUCAUUCUGAUUGGAUUUCUUUUUAUACUUCUUAUCGAGCAAUCUGAAAUGUAUUUUCAGAGCACUACUGCAGAUUUUUAUGGUCUUUUGAUUGCAGUCAUGCUCCAUGAAGUACUAUGCGCGUUUGCAUUUGGUGUCAGCAUUGCGCAGCAACGUGUUUCCUCGAAAAAAGCAGUAAUAUUUUCGGUGAUAUUUGCAGGAAGUAUUCCGUUGGGAAUGUCGUCAUCUGUUUUCAUAGGUUCCUCGGAAGCAUUGACGGCAUCACUCUUCCGAUUUAUAUUGGAAGGAUUUGCAGCUGGAGCAUUCAUUUAUGUUGCAUUUAUUGAAAUGUUGAGUUCUGAGCUAAAUCAUAGUGGGCAAAAUUCUAAAGCGGGCUUCUAUAAAGUACUGGCAGUAAUUACUGGCGUAUUCAUCUUUUUUAUUGUAAAUUCUGUUUGUCAUGAGCAUUUGCAUCCGUUCCCGCAAAAUACACCAUUGAAAACGACUGUUGGGAAAUUUCCUAUUGAUGCUUACUAA